AUGAGUUUUCUGGCUAAACUUAACAGCGGUUUCGAGCAUUUAUGGACUCUCCCACCGCACACUACUAGCAUUAACCUCGAUGGGCGUCGCCUUGAAGUGGUCAAUGGGCGCCGUGAAUUUGAAGCCCUGACUGCGUUCCCUAACCUUACGGUGCUGAGUAUGCGCAACUGCGACCUUUAUAACCUCGGUGCUAUCCCUUUCCUGCCGAAUCUGCAGACGUUGAUUUUGAAUGAUAACAAUCUGUUGAUGCGGGGUUGUGUGGAGCGUUUAGUUAAGCAGUGCCCUAAUCUGAUCAAGCUCUCGUUUGCUGAUAAUUGGUUCGGUGAGAGAAGUGCGUUCCAUCCGCUGAUGGAUUUGACGAAGCUGAAGGAACUGGAUUUGUUUAGGAAUCCGGUGUGGGAGCGGCACGUACCGCAAUUGUUUCUGCUGGACUUUUUCCAUAACAAGCUGGAGUCGUGGACGGUUGAAGAUGAAGUUUUAGAUACGUAUUAG
Messenger RNA from Paramacrobiotus metropolitanus, 492 nucleotides. RefSeq names its product acidic leucine-rich nuclear phosphoprotein 32 family member E-like. The coding region runs from base 1 to 492 and encodes 163 amino acids. Gene Ontology annotation, molecular function: histone binding. Gene Ontology annotation, cellular component: nucleus. Lineage: Eukaryota; Metazoa; Tardigrada; Eutardigrada; Parachela; Macrobiotidae. The record is from RefSeq and is a predicted model, not a curated record. The transcript has a single exon.